AUGCCAUGGCAUGAUGAAGCAUUGGUUGUAUUUGGUCAAACCGCUCGAGAUGUUGCAAGACAUUUUAUUCAACGAUGGAAUAUUCAUAAAUCUUAUAAUGAUGUUGAAGACUUAGCUGUUGAAAACUGGAGUGAUUUUCUUGAAAGUGAACCAUUUCGUGUAAAUGCUCAGUGUGUUCGUUCAGUUGGACCAUGGUCAGCGGGAACGAAAUCAGAGGAAUCAUCGAUUCAUAAUACUUAUAUACAAAUGAUUGAUGCUGCCAAACAUUUUAUAUAUAUUGAAAAUCAAUUCUUUAUUACUAUUGCUCAAGACUCAGUAGUUCGAAACCAAUUAGCUAAUGUUCUUUUUCGACGUAUAGAACGAGCACAUAACAAUGCUGAAAAGUUUCGUAUUUAUGUUGUUCUUCCUCUUCUACCUGGUUUUGAUAGCACGAAUGCUGUACGAGCUGUACUCUAUUUUAUUGUGUUCAAUUACUAAGGGUGAUAAUUCAUUAUUUAAACGACUUGAAAAUGCAGGUAAAUCAAUAUUUUAAACAUAAAGAUCAGUGGUUUUUUUAAAUAUAUCAUUAAUACUUAAUCUUAAAACUCUAUGACAAUAAGCGUUUGUCGUUCGUGUUACUUAUUUAGGUAUUUCACCAAAGGAUUAUAUUAAUUUUUUUGGU
Molecule: messenger RNA, 661 nt
Organism: Rotaria sp. Silwood1
Lineage: Eukaryota; Metazoa; Rotifera; Eurotatoria; Philodinida; Philodinidae
Source: the annotation of a GenBank genome assembly